AAUGUCCUUGACCAGACCCGGCCCGCUUCCUGCUCUCGUCUGACCAUCCUGUCUUCCAAGCGCCACUGAUCUGCACCCUGUAUCAUCUCCGCUUGCGCUUCCUUCGGACGCCUGAACGUGGACGCGCGCACUGUCUGACCUGCAAGUGCCUCUCAUCAAGCCCAUCUAGCUUCAUGCACGCCGAUGGACUGCCCAAUUCUAGUAUGGUGUCUGUUUACGAACCGCGAGAUGACUCCGACAGAGUAUGCCAAGUGCUACAAUGUUCUGCGCGAAUGCGUGCCCCAUGUCAACGUCCCCAAUGCUCCAAACGAUCCUGAAACGAUGAGACAGAUCAUCGCGUUCCUCCUCCCACUGCUCAUGAUGCGCCAUCGGCGCGUGCCGCGAUCCCGCUGGAAGGACAACAUCACCGCCGUCGGGAAGCACUGGAUCGAGCAGAUACAUAACGUCGAGAACGACAACCCCGUCGCGGCCGCGAGCAGGGCGCGGUCUAUGAUCGGAUACCACACUUCCUAUGACCACAACCUCGUGGGAAUGGCCAUGACCCAAGGCCGGAAAGAAGACGUUGUGAAUAUCGGGAUUGGGAUCAAGGAAAUCGUGUCUCCGCCAGGGAUGAGUGCCAACGACUUCGCGAUCUCGCUGUACCACAAGCUCACCCCGCUAGAGCAAUCGCACAUCGCCCCCGAGCUCGGAGACGAAGUGGUCAUGCGGCGCCUCUGCGUCCUCCUCGCCCUCAAGCAAGCGUACAUAAAGGCCAUCGGGCAGCCCUUCGGCUUCGACUGGUCCCGCCUCGAGUUCAACAUCCCGGAGAGGACCGCGAGCGGCGACGGGCGGCCGCUGAGCGGGUGGGAGUUCCGCGUGUGGUCGUCCGAGCUCGGCUUCCCGAUCCCGGACGGCGAGGGCCACCAGCGGCAGGUGUACCAGUGCGCGGUCGCAUUCUUCCGGCGGACGCGCGAGACGCGCUUCGUGUGGCAGACGGAGGCGAAGGACCUCGAGUCGUGGGUGCAGUUCAUCACGCUCGACCAGCUGCUGAACGUCGCGGACAAGCUUGUGGAGUAGGGCUCUCGCCUGCCGGGGAAGAAAAGAAAAGUGUCGUGUUGGCUGCUGUGCUCUCUUGUUGCUUCUCGCGGACCUUCCCUCUUGUCCACUCUCUAUACCACACGCAAGACGCUAUCGUCACGCAGGUUCUCGAGUCACGGCCGAGUUCAGUCUCCCCUUCCUCCGUAAUCCUAUUGAAUGUUUGGGAAUGCUUCAUUAGAUGUCCCCCACUGGAGUCCGUACGUCUCCGCCAGAAUCCCAUUGUAUCCACUCGUGCGCUGCUUGGUGCUUCACUGCUGUUCCACUACAUGUGCUACUGCUUGUAAUUUACUCCUGUGCUUUCUACUUAGCAUGUCCUCUCCAUAUGUUUUCCCAUAUCUGCCCAAAGCUACUGUGGUUUUUUGUACGAUAUUAGUCGUACUGAGUGGUGAGAGUUGUAGUCCAGUACCGUCUAGCCUCCAUGUUCUCCCGCGCCGUCUUUCGUCGACGAUUACAUUCAAUCAAUGUUUCCCUGAGCAUCUCCACCACGGUCAGGCUCAGUGCAAACACCAGCAGGUGACGCGAUGCAACCAUCGACGAUCA
Dichomitus squalens LYAD-421 SS1 is the source of this 1617-nucleotide messenger RNA. RefSeq lists its product as uncharacterized. Gene Ontology annotation, cellular component: cytosol. The transcript is spliced from 7 exons. The record is from RefSeq and is a predicted model, not a curated record. Bases 184 to 1056 code for a protein of 290 amino acids. Lineage: Eukaryota; Fungi; Basidiomycota; Agaricomycetes; Polyporales; Polyporaceae. Gene Ontology annotation, molecular function: holo-[acyl-carrier-protein] synthase activity; magnesium ion binding.